Molecule: messenger RNA, 7846 nt
Organism: Mytilus trossulus (common blue mussel)
Lineage: Eukaryota; Metazoa; Mollusca; Bivalvia; Mytilida; Mytilidae
Product: genetic suppressor element 1-like
Exons: 14
Coding region: 298-5367 (1689 amino acids)
Source: RefSeq, a predicted model, not a curated record
UUCUGGGUAAGACAGAUGUUUUGACAAUGGCGGCUAAAAUGUUUGCAGUUCCCUCUAGCAGAUUGCCUUUGUUCACAAAAACAAUUCAAACUACAAUGCACAACAAGUUUAAGCUUUAUGAAUAACAAUAACAUAAUUAAAACACAAACAGAAUAUAAGUUUAAAGUUAUUGUCCCGUUAUAGUAUCUGUAAAACAGGAACAUGUCUCGCUUCAGAAAGUGACAACUUUUACAAAAGUUAUGAACAAAAUAUUGUGACAUUGUUUUUCGACUGUCAGCUGGAUAUAUCAUAAUAAAAAUGACCAGAAACAUAUGCUUUGUGUGUGGGAGUAGAGGUGCAGAGAAUAAACUCCGUAUAAAGCCUUGUGACAAUGAACCAUAUUUUCCUUUCCUUGAACACCAUGAUCCCCCUAAAGGUUCAAGUCUUCCAAGCAAAGAUGGGAUUGUUGACAGUUGCAGGGUUUGUACUGCUUUCUUAUGUCAACAAUGGGAAGCAUAUGAGCGUUCUCAUACUCCAGCAAUUAAAAGAUUAUAUUGGUUAAAACGAGCAGACAAUGGUCAUUUUACUGGUGCAGAAAUGAGGUUGCAGGGUGAAUAUAUAGCUCAGAUAAUGGGUCUUCAGUAUCAACCAGGUGCCUUUGAUGGAAGAACUUCGCCUAUAGAUAUUGGGAGAGAAAGUGGAAUGAGAGAAGUGUCAUCUACAAUAAGACAUGAGAGAAGAUCUACAGAAGUUCCAAAAGAAAAGAGACACAGUACCUCAACUCCACAACAAAAACCAACACCAAGUGUACAACCUACAAUGAAUGUGCCUUUGUAUAAUUCAAACAACAGAAAUCAAAUGACCUCCCAGGGCCAAAGUGGUUUGAGUGAUGGAGUUCUGGAUUUGUCGGUUACUAAGAAAAAUGAGAACCCAAAAGACUUCAAUAAAAACCCUACUUUUCUUUGUUACCUUUGUGCACAUCAGACAAAUUCGAUUGAAUGUAAAAUAGUGAAUUCUGUAAGACGUUCUAACAGUGAACCCUAUUUCCCUGUUAUACAAAGCCUACCUUGUAUCCCAGGGGCAGUGCCUUUAAAUGAAUUAGGACAAGCAAGAGUUUGUGUGCCUUGUAAAAAUUCAUUGUUUCAACAAUGGCAAGCAUAUGAAAUGUCGGGUAUACCUGCCCAGCACAGAAACUAUAAAGUAUAUGAAAAUCAAGAACUUAAAAUGUUGAGAGCAAGUGCAUCUACACUACCUGGAAUGCAAAUGCAACAAGAUGAUCUUUCUCCGGAAAAGCUUGAACAUGUUUGUUACAUUUGUGGAAAUGUUUAUGCAGCAGAAUUGAUAAGAUCCCUUUUCACUGCUCCAUCAAACGAACCAUCAAUGGGAACAUUAUUUUUCCCAUUUGUAAGAGAAUUGAGUAGACCUGCAGGUGCUGAGCCCCUUAGAUCAGAUGGUUCUGUUCUGGCUUGUAGAAAUUGUUAUGAAGCUUUGUACAAACAGUGGCAACUUCAAGAAAUGGAAAGAAUACCACUUGCACAGAGACAAUAUACAUUAUCCUUUCUCGGAUCGAAAACUGAUAUGCUUGACAGUUCUUUCAGAAUGAAGCAAAUGAAGGAAGAACCUGUGCAGAAAAUUACUAUUGCAAGAGAAUCAAAAUCACCAAAACCAGAUUUAAUCAAACCAUUAAAUAUUCAAAUCUCUGAAAACACUUCUGAAGACUCAAACACUUUGUUGGCAUCUCAAGGAUUGUUAGCAAUUGCUUCAUCUGGUUCUUCUGCACAAGGAGAUGUCCUAAUACCAAAAUCUAAAUCUCCGUUUAGGGCAAACAAAAGUCCAGCAAUAGAAACAAUUGCGAAAACAGUACCUCAUCCGCUACAGCAGGCAACAACUAUCCCAAAGAAAAUAUGUUUUUUGUGUGGAGAAAAAUGUCGCUUAUCCAAAGCUCAUGUAUUGUGCUCAUAUCCUACUAGACAUGAAGCUAAAACAUUAAACAAUCAAACAGUUCCAUUUUUCCCCUUUUUAGCCAAUAGGGAACCAGCACCAAAAGGUGAGCCAAUGACAGAAGAUGGAACUGUUAUUUCCUGUGAUGUUUGCUUUCAUAUUUUAAUCCAACAAUGGAAUGAUUAUGAGGAAAACAAAACAGGAGAUUCAAACAGAUGGCUUAGGAAAUACAAUUUGCCUGAUUUUGUUUGUUGCUUAUGUUCAGAGUGGAUGAAACAUAAGAACAUACAGCUACUCAGUUGUAAAACUUUUCCUUUUCUCAAAGAUAUCAAGCCAUCCAAUACAGCCCCAACAAUAGAGGAUGGUUAUACUGUAGGGGUGUGCAAAGCAUGUGCUCACGGUUUGAAUCAUCAGAAUGCUGAAUAUGAAAGAAUGGGUGUUCCUUAUGAGCUAAGGAAAUUUAAUUGGACCACAUCACAAGCAGAUACUGGAGAAAACAGAGAGGAUGAUCACAGUGGGGAUGAGGAUUCCAACAAAAUAAAAGAACAAGAACAGAGAGAAGAUACCAGAGAAUCAUUUCAGGAAGAUUCAGAAGAUGUAACAGGAACAGGUCAAAAUGUGAAGCCACCUCCUCUGAACAUGCUCAGUGGUUCUAAGUUAUCACGGAACACAGCUACAGUGCCACCAUUAAAUCAGACAUCACCAAGUAAUGGUCUGACGUCCCACAAUUCUAAUGCUGCUCUGAAUGCCACCAGAACAUCUAGUUUUGCUGCUGCACUCAGAAAACUUGCUCAUCAAGCAAAAGAUCCAGAAGAUACUCCAUCAAAACAUGGAUCCCAACCAGGAAGCUCCAGCACCAGUCCAAGAGCAACUACACCAAAAAGAGGCCCACCUCCACUAGUGUACACAUCACAUUCAUCUGUUAGUUCUCCACCAGUGGUAACCAUAGCACCUACACAGUCUCAUGCAAGCCUGGUCUCAACAGAAUCACGACAGAGUUUGGACAGAACACAUUCAGUACAUAGUUCUUUGUCAACAUAUGAUAGUUUAAGUAACAUGAAAGCUGACCGUCCACAUUCUACCCAGUCUGGCCGAGAGGAAGAUAGAUACAGACCACAGUCAUCACACUCAAGUAGGGAUGAUGAUCGACUAUCUGCUAAAGACAUGGCUCCAUCCAGGAGGACCCCAUUGUCAGCUCAGAGUUCUACAUCUCCUGCUGUUACACGAGAGGAAAGUAUAAUGAGAGGAUUCCAGCCCUACCGUCCAGGAGAUGAUCUACGACACUCAUUGCCACCAUUUGGCCUUGAUGCAGCUGCCUAUCCUUACCCAGCAUUCCUGCCCCCACAUGCAUUCCCACAUCCUGCCUUUAGAUUUGACGACCCAUUAUUAAUAGAAAGAUACAGAAUGAUGCAGCCCCAUUAUCUCCCCUUUGCUCAUCCUGGGAUGUUACCACCACCAGGUGGCCUCAGUCCAUUCCUAACAGGACGUUAUCCACCAGAACUUCUCCAUCAACAACUGCCAUAUGUAUCUCAAUCGUCAAGGCUACCAGAUCUGUCUCCGUCACUGCUGGAAAGGCAAAGAUUGGAAGAAGAAAGAAUGAGAGAUCUGGAAAAAGAACAAAGAGAGAAAGAAAAGGAAGCUAUUCUGUUAAGAGAGAAAGAAAGAGCAAGGGAAAGAGAAAAAGAAUAUGACAAAUUACGAGAAUCAAUGAGUCAUGAGUAUCGGUCACAUCCUAGUGCUGAACUACGUGUUCCUCAUCAUAUAGAGAGAGGGUCAUCAGGAAUAGACCUACGCACACAACAAUACAGUUCUGAUAAUAAGAAAUCAGAGACAAAAGAUAGGAAUCAUAAUGAACGAGGACCAGGAAAUAAUGACGCCAUUCCUAGAUCUGUAGAAGGACAUAAAUUUGGCUCAAUCACUCAUGGGACACCUAGGGAGUAUAACCUGAAUGACAAGAGUAGUAGGGAAUUCCAAUAUAAUUCUGACAGUGAUCGCUUUAAAGCCUCUCGGAGAGAUAUGGAACAACACAAGCAUAGCCAUCAUGAUAUUUCCAAACUUCAUUCUCAUCAUCACGACAAACAUGCCAGUGGUCACCAUGAUCAUAGAGACAAAAAAUAUUCACUGUUGAACUCAGGACAUCAUAGUGAUAAAAAUAGAACUCAAAGGGAAAGUGAAAGUAAAGUUCAUAAAUCAAGUGACAGCAUAUUCAGGCCCUUUGAUACAUCGAACUUAACAAAUGGUCAUUUACCUGCUCAUAAUUUCCGAGAUGGAGGUAAUAUGCCAAAUGUGGAACGAACAAUUGAACCAGGUGAAAGGAGAUUACCUAAUAAGGAAAAUACUAGUGCUUUGAAACAUUCUGUUGGCAUGGCAACAAAAUCUGGAAAUUUUAACCUUAAUCAUGUGAUAGAUGCAAGUAAAAUGCAUUAUAAAGAGCAUCAUGCCGAACACUUACAUUCAGCUACGGAUAAAAAUCGUGGUCUAGUCAUCAGUAGCCUUGACAUUGGUUGGCAGAAAUUACAAAAACGAAGGAUGCGUGGGGAAUUAAGUGACGAUAGCGAAAUGGAUGAAAUUGUUGACUAUUUAGAUGAAUCUCAUAAACAGAGUUUAAUGAUGGUGACAAAAGGACCACCAUUACCUUUGGAUGUUUCUAGAGAGAAAGUGAAAUUUUUACAUCAGAUUGGAUUAACAUCUCAAAAGGUCAAAAGAGAUCUGGAGUACAAAAAGAUUCGCCGAAGAAGACGUCGACACAGAGAACCUAGUGUUAGUCCUGUAUUGAUGGUUGAUGGAGAUGAUAGGCGUAUAUCACCUUCACCUAAAGUUGACCCGGAAGUAUUACGUCGUGAACCAGAUUAUCCUAACAAAUGCUCUUUCUUGGGAUCAUUUAGUCUUGGAACAGUAGAAAGUGAGAAAAAGAAAGGCUCUCCUGUUAAACGAAAGGGUGAUAAAAGACAAGAUGAACAUUCAGGGAAGAAGGUUUCAAGAACGACAAAAAGUGAAAAAGUCAAACUGUUUUCUAACAAGAAUAGUGAUAAGACACUUAGUCGAGAAUUUGCCCAGGAAUUUCAUAACUCUGUCUUACAAAGUACUCAACAGAAACAGAUUAAUGGAAGAUUAGGUUUGGAUGGUAAUCAAGGGGAGACCAGUCAGUCUUUAAAACCAACAAUCUCGUGUGAUUCACCUAUUGGUGAUAUUCCAAAAUGGCCAGGAAUUGAUAUUUUAAUGGAAUCUUAUCAAAAGUAUCAGGAAGAAUUUAAAUUAGAAAAGUCUAUGCUACAAGACCGUUGUCGGAAUCUACAAACUACUAAUCAGGAUUUCAAUAAACAAGCUGAGGAGCUCAGUAAGAAGAUGUCUGAGUUUUUGGAUAAAAAGAAACAGCUAGAAGAAAAUCGUCUGGAAAACCAAGGUGCAAUAGACAGUCUGAAACAGAUAAUAAAAGACAUGAAAUAACGUGUAUUUGUGUAACAACAUGGUGCAAUAACCAGGAUGUAAUAUAUACUAAAAAUGAUAAUGUGAUGGUUUCAUUAUACGUACAAAAUAUCCUGGUGCAAAAUCCAGAAUGAAAUAAAUACUAAAAAGUGAAAAAGUGAUGGUUUCAAAAUUCCUGGUGCAAUAUCCAAUCUGUAAUAGAUGCUGAAAGACUUUAAAUGUUUGAACUGUACUUAAUUUAUAUGCAUUAGUCAUUCCUGGAGGGAAAUGAAAAACACAUUGUUAUUGUUUUAUUCAAUAUUUUGUAAAAAAAUAAACAAUGAUAAUGAUAAUUAAUUAUAUUCAUAUUGUUAAAUUAUUCUUAGAGAAUAACGAUUGUUGAAAUUUUAAUUGGCAUAAUAUGUAAUCAGGUUUAAGAAAAUUAUUGCAAUUAAAAUAUAGGUGUAUAUGAUUUUGAGAUGUAAAAUUGACAAGCUUUCAACUUUAAGUUGGAAGAUGAAUUGAAGGUUUAUUGCAUUUUAGUAAUACUCUGUAUAGUGCUUAUUUCCCAGUGUUGUUGUAAUGUCAAAUAAAAUUAUGGUGCAGACAUGAUUGGUGAGGAUUCUGUUAAACUUUUUACUGGAUUUCUGCUAUUGUCUGUUUGGAUUUAUGUAUUACAAUUUUAUUAUUAUACAUGCACACUGUGUUUUAGCUAGGAUUUAAGGUCAGAGGGGCACAGUUUUAAAAUGAAGGACAUGUUAGCAUGUUCUUUUAAUCAAAAUGGACUACUUGAUCAUAAUUACUGGUAAAGAUGAAAACUGAACUGAUAAAUGUAUUUUACAGUAUUUGUACUAGUUUUUGGUGGAAAAAAGCUUUUACAAGUUUUUUUUGGCAAUGAAAAAUAUUCAAUUCCUUCAGAAAGAAAAAAAAAAUUAUGGCAGGACCAUAAGGACAAAGGGUACAAUUUAUUUAAGAGGGGGUUUAUAAAGAGGAGAGAGGGUAGUUGUGCCUCAUUAUUUUGGGCUAAUAUAGAGACUGCACAUUGACAGUGGCUUCUUCUCAACUCAAAUAAGAAAAUCUCUUGUUGGAAGGCAUUUUUUCAUAGUGAUUUUAAUAUCAUGAGAAGAACUUAUAUUGUAUAGAGAAUAAAAAAAUGAAAAUUAAAUCCAAUGUUUACUUUUGGAAAUGUUAUAUUUGGUGUUGACACUAAUUUAUCUUCUAACACUGUAAGACCUGCUUUUGCACCAAUUGUAGAAUAACUGUUUAUUUAAAGGACAACACACUGCCUCCUUCCUCAAGUUUUCUUUUUAUUAGAUGAAAUGUAUUAUACUGAACAAUGAAAUUGUUUAUUUACUUUUACAUUAAAUACACCAAUUAUACAUGGUUUUAUACACAUCCAUUAUAUCAUUUACACAUACAUUAAAUUGUUCACCUUAUAUUUUAAAAUCUUUUUAUGAACAUGUAUUUAAAAAUAUUGCUUUUAAUAAGGAUUUCUGUAUGAUUCAGGUUUGGAAUUGAUCUAUUUUACAUAAGAAAAGAAAUUUCAAGAAAUAAAGUGAAUGUGUGUAUUACGCAUUGAAAAUUAAAUAGAAAAAAAUUACCAUAAUUGAUGUAGUUAUGGGGAUGUUUUCGUUGAAAUAUGAAUGUUUAUUUAUGUACAAAUCAUUUGAUAUAAUUUAUAAUGUACUCAAAAAAAGUUUUAUUUUGGGGAAUUUUCACUUAUGCACAGCAGUAAAGAUGUCCCAUAAUUUGUGAAUGCUGCAACAGAUAAUUUGUUGAAAUUCUUUUCAAAUUCAAUUUUGAUUAUCUCCCCUUUUUACAUUGUUUUCUAUAAUUGCUGGCAAUUAAUUCAUACAAUAUUAAAGGAGAUUAAGAAAAACAAAAUUUCAUUCUCCAAUAAAAUGACCUAGAUUAGAAAUCAACCCUCAAACUGUUGAAGCUCUGAAAGAAAAAAUAAUAUUUAUAAAACAUUCAGCUAAAACUUAUUUAAGUAAAUUAAAAGUGAUAGCUUUUGAAAAAGCUUUCCUGGCUUCAGCUUGUAUAAAUCAGUAUAACAACUCAGAUGACAUUCUAUAAAAUGAGACAUGUAUACAAAGUUGUGUGAUUUGCAAUGCUUUAAGUUAAACUAAUCCAACAAUUAUUCAUUACCAAUAAAGUUUUAUAUGAAGAUAUAAAUCAAACUUGAGCCAGGAAAUAAAAUCGUUACCAUUUGAAUUAACAGGGUUCAUCUGACCGUUAAAAUUUGUAAUCAGAAAGUGUGUUUCUGAAUGAAAGUCUUUAUUCUUUGUAUAUUUACAGUGCAUAUGAUACCAAAUACCUGUCUGCUAUUCAUUACAUUAUAGCCAUAACCAGUGAGAUUUGCUGAUAUUGUUUUUGUAACGAUGUCUUUACUAUGAUCAUAUCUACUCAAUAUCUCAAUCUUUGUGAUCAUAUUCAUGGUAUAUAUCAUUGAUUUCUGUAUGAUAAUCCGUUUGCAGCUAUAUAGCAUAUCAUGUCUCUUUUUAAUAAAAAAAAAUAUUUA